This is a messenger RNA of Morone saxatilis (striped sea-bass), 2439 nucleotides long. RefSeq names its product atypical chemokine receptor 4a (gene ackr4a). Gene Ontology annotation, biological process: G protein-coupled receptor signaling pathway; immune response; chemotaxis. The record is from RefSeq and is a predicted model, not a curated record. Gene Ontology annotation, cellular component: membrane. Lineage: Eukaryota; Metazoa; Chordata; Actinopteri; Moronidae. Bases 116 to 1216 code for a protein of 366 amino acids. Gene Ontology annotation, molecular function: chemokine receptor activity; chemokine binding; scavenger receptor activity. The transcript is spliced from 2 exons.
UUAGAAGAGUGUUUAUAGUGUGUGGAGCUAUAAGACUCAGCCGGAUUUCAAACUGGACUGAUUCCCGACUCUAGCCAGAGAAACCAAGCACUGACUGACGUUUCACCUGAUAAUCAUGGAUGUCUCAGGGGAGGACUACUUUUACCAUGAAAACAUCAGCUUCAACUUCAGCUAUGAGGACUACCCCGCCCUCUGUGAGAAAGGUGACGUCCGUUCCUUCGCAGCCGGCUUCCUCCCUAUCAUGUAUUCUGUGUGUCUGGUGGUGGGACUGGCAGGAAACGCCUUAGUCGUGGCUGUGUACGCCUACCACAAACGCCUCAAGACCAUGACGGACACCUUCCUGACCCACCUGGCUGUGGCCGACCUGCUCCUGCUCUUCACGCUGCCUUUCUGGGCUGCCGAUGCGGCGAAGGGCUGGCAGCUGGGUGAGUUCGUCUGUAAGAUUGUGUCAGCCUGCUACACAGUCAACUUCACCUGCUGCAUGCUGCUGCUGGCCUGCAUCAGCCUUGAUCGUUACUUAGCAUUAGCCAGGGCCCAAGGUAGAGACCAGACAGGGUGGCUGCAGAGGAUAUUCACCAGGAGACACUGUUGGAAGAUGUGUUUAGUUGUUUGGGCGACAGCGGUUAUCCUCGGUCUUCCUGAUUUGAUACUCUCAGAGGUGAGAUGGGCGUCUAACAGGAGCGUCUGUCUGGCUAUCUACCCUCCAUCAAUGGCUGGAGGGGGGAAAGCUGUGCUGGAGAUGACAGAGGUGCUGCUGGGAUUCCUGCUUCCUCUCCUGGUUAUGGUGAUCUGUUACUGGAGUGUGGGUCGCGCACUGAGGGGCCUCCCUGUUGAGAGCAGAGGCAAGAAGUGGAAAGCUCUACGAGUUCUCCUGAUAGUAGUGGGGGUGUUUGUGGUCACUCAACUGCCUUAUAACGUACUGAAGGUCUAUCGAGCGAUGGACUCGGUCUACGUCUUAGUGACCCACUGUGGGACGAGUAAAGUGUUGGAUCAGGCGGCUCAGGUGACUGAGAGCUUGGCCCUCACUCACUGCUGCCUCAACCCCAUCCUCUAUGCUUUCAUGGGGUCCUCCUUCAGGCAGCACAUGAUGAAAGUGGCCAAGAAGUUUGGCGAGAAGAGAAGACAGAGGAGGGAAAAUCCUGCAGAGGAGGAAGGGGUGGACAUGUCAUUUAACUCCCACAACGUAUCCCAAGACACAAACACAUUCUCAGUGUGAACCAGCGCCAGUGCGUCAUACUAACAAACUGUACGAAACUUAUUUAGUAGUAUUUAGUAGAAGAGCUGAUAAAAGUACUAUGGGAUGUCUGUUUUUGAGAACACAGCAGCUGUAGGAGCGUGUGUGGAAAUCAUUAAGUUGAAUUUCACAGAUGUUUUAACACUAAAUUCCCUGCACACCAAAAACAGGAGGUUAUUAUAGUAGUAUUUCCCCUCCUCCAGUUAAUUAAAAAACUUGUUUAAUCAAAAUAUACUCUUUCAUAUGUCUCUGCAUAUACUGUCAAUCAAAAACAAAAAACAGUGUUUUAUCAGGUUUUAUACCCUGGUCUCGAAGAAGUAAUAUUUCAUUGUAACAGUAGAGUAUAGUAGACAUGACAGUAAACCCUUUGAACUUGAAAUGAAACAACACUAAGAGUGUAGAGCCGUGCCAGCAGCUCUGGGAGACAGCUGCUGUGCUUUGAGCUAAAUGCUAAUGCUCACAGUGUAUGAUGUUUACGGUGUUUACCACCAUCUUAGGUUUGUGUGUGAGCAUGGUAGCAUUUAUUAAUUAGCACUAAACACAAAGUAGAGCAGAGGCUGAUGGGAAUGUUGUUUUGCAGUUUAUAAGUAGACCGACCGACUGUAACUCAUCCUGUGGGAGACAUGAAUGUGACUCACAGCAGCCAUUUUGACAUGAAAUAAGGUAAACACAGGUGUUACCAGGGUUACUAAUCAGGGUUUCAUUACAUUUAGUGUAGCAGGGUCUUUCCAGUGAGCCAACCACAUCAAAAACACCCUUCGCAAGACAGCUCACAAGCUUAAAUGUUGUUUACAUAUGAGGGAACCGAUAUUUCUCCGGAAUUUCACAGGAAACAUUCAACACCAGCUGCCCACACGGUACAAAGUACAGAUAAGAUUAAUGUUUGAACUUGAUACUCCUCAUUAUACAUGAUACAGUGAAAUAGAAGUGAAACUAUGAAAGAGCUGAAAUGUCUGGAGAACAACGAACUGCUUGUUUAAAAUAAUGCUUGCUUAAAGUGUACUGUACUCAACUUAAGUAAAUACUAAUUACUUAAGAUGUGUAGGAAUUUGUAGUUCAUCUGCUAUAAACCAGGUGCACGACACAUGCCCGCACUGCUCUUUUAAUAUUGUUUUAGUCGAACUAUGUACUUUCUGAUCAUGUAUUUUAUUACUUUAUUGCUCAAAAUACCCCUUUAUUUCUUGAAAAUAAAAAGAUAACACAUA